AUGACAAGAGUUAAUCUCUUGAUGGAAUUUACAACAGUUACACUUAUUUUGGGAAUAUUGAUCACAUCGAUUGCCACUACUCCAUUAAACCACAAUGAAAAUCAUAAUGAUAAGAACGACAGAAAUUUAAAUUAUCAAUAUGAAUAUGCAGUUGAUGAUAGUAGUGGGCAAAUUCACGGAAAAGUUGAAACGAGAUCUGGUGAAUUGGCUAGCGGUCGAUACUUUAUAAACGACGACCAAUCAUCGACGGAUGUGAAAUAUUUUGCUGAUGAAUGGGGCUAUCAUCCCUGGGUGAAAUACCGCGCCUCAAGCGAACCGGGUACAGCAAACACACACUUAACUUUUGAUACCGAUGGAACACAAAUACCGGAUGAGGUCAAUAAAUCGACUGAACCAGUGCAAAAUUUUGCAACUCAAGCGAUAAUGCCAAUUAGUCAGAUUGAAAAUACGAGCAAAAAGUCACCGUCAGUCACAAAUUUACCAACAAAAACUGAAGCUGCUGAAUUUUCAGAUAUUCUAGAAUUUUCACAGAAGACAAUUAAUAACCAAAAUCAAUUACAAUCAGAAAUUAAAUCACCACCUAUCAAUGAUUCAAUUCAAUUUGUCGAAACAUUAACCAAUAAAAUCAGUUCUAGUGAUCAAAUAAAUGUAACUUCUCCUCCACCUUUAGAGGAGGAGCUUUUGAAUGAAAAUACUGGUAAUUUUGGUCAACGACUAAUUGAACGUUUCCAUGACACCAAUAUGAUACAGAAAUUUAAUAAUAAUUAUGAAGAUAGUGCAGAAUCUUCACAAUCACUUGUCUACGUUUCAGAAAAAGACGAUCCAAAAGUCCAUCAAAAAAUCUCAACGAAUAUAAAAGCUUCAAAUGACAAUUAUAAAAGUGCUCUUGCGAAUUUUCAAGCCAAUCUUGAAUCACUUCAAAAAUCUUCUGUAGAUUUGAAUGAAUCAGAUGAUAUUCAAGAACAGACUCGAGAGGUAUUGGAUUUUCCAAUGAUGAACAAUGAUAAAAAUAAUACUAUUCAAUCUGCUAUUGAACUUGAGGGAGAAUCUUUAGAAGCUAUAUCAACAGGAUCAAAUUUAGCUAAAUUUUCGAAACCUAUUGUUGUUGUUGAUAAUGUGAAUACAGAGAAAUUCGAAUACAGCACAACACUACCAUGUGAUGAUGAAGAUACUGAAUCAAUACCAUUACUUGAUGUAAACAAUCAAGACAUAUUAGGUGACAUGAUAUAUUCUAUACCCACAAUACCAGAAUCUGAAAAUCCAAAUCAUAUAGCAAUAUCUUCAGUGGUAUUGAAGCCUAUGCAAGCAGAAGUCGCUAUGAUUAAUUCAGAAAAAAGUCACCUUGAAGGAGACGAAAUGUCGUUAACAGAAGCUAUCAAUGAAAGUGGAUUUGACGACUCGACAGAUGGAAGUCAAGCAUUAAAGCAAAUCGGAGUUACGAAAAUGUCUGUAGAAGGAACUCACAAGGAAAUAAAUCCUGUAGUUGGUGGUGAUAAAUUGGAAAAAUUGACAAGUGUCAUGCCUACAUCUGUCACAGAUCAAGAAGUCGAAAUUCAAAAGUCACUAGAAGUAUAUCAUAGUGCACCCGUCCAUGAAAUACAUUAUCCAGCUCAAAUAACGUCUCAGGUAACUUCCAUCGAUCAGCAAGUUGAAAAAUAUCUGACUACACAGAAGCACACGAAUACAAAACAGGUACCAUUCAACAAUGAGAACGUAAAGUCACAAACACAAAUCGAUCUUGCUAGCAGUAACAGCAAUAAUUUUGAAUAUAUAUCGAUUGAGAGUCAGCCUUUAAUGCUUUUACAAGAGUAUCAAACUGUUCCCAAUAGUAACAAUCCUUCUUAUGUCUCAGCUGUAGAACAAAAAGUCAACGUUAACAAUCUUCCACCAGAGAAUUCCCAACGUCUCGUUCAAAAUUACGUAGCACACGAAGAUCCUCAACGUACCAAAGUACCUCAAGAGAAUCUAACUAAAGACGAGAAUUUCUUCUUCAAGUCACGAAUAAAUGGGCAGAUACCGUCACCCAUGUUUGAAAAGUUGUCUCACGCAUUUGUAACAGAUCCAUGGAAUAGAAUAAAUGACAAAUCAAUCAACCAAAAUGUUCAAGUCUCAACAGGUCAAGUGCAAUCGCAAACACAAUCAAAUAUCUCAAGAAUUCCUGGUGAGUUUACUAAUGUUGUUCAACGUCUUGAAACUGAUCAGUUAAACUACCAUGAUGAGAAUCAAUAUCAUCAACAAACGAACAUCAAUGAGUUUGAAAUUGGAUCGAAACUUAAUUAUCCUAAAUCACAUAUUAAUUUGACGCGCCAACAAAUUCCAAUUUAUACUGAUCAGCUAUAUGCGGAAAGUACGAAAAUUGUUGAUAAUACUAUUCCAUUACCUAUUUACUUUAUGGAUAAAUUGUCUGAAAAUCUAUUUAAACAACCAUCAAGUUUACAUUUGAUGCAUCCAGAAGAACAAGUGUCAGCUUUCCAAGCCUAUCCAGUUACAGUGAAAAAGAUAAUGGAGAAGAAAAUGCCUUCGUCUAUUCAAAAGUUUUCAUCUCAAUCUUAUCCUAUCCACAUACUUCAACAAUAUGUCAAAGAAAAGUUUAUUGAGAAACCUCUUCAAGUUCCAUCAGAAAAGAAAAUCCAAAUUCCAGUACCAUAUUCACUUGGUAAUCCACUAAAAAUUUCACAUUCUCCUGGACAGCUAAUCUACCCUGAAAAAUCAGCACAUCUACCAUACAGUGGAUCUCAAAUAAUGCAUCCAACAUAUGCUGUAUACAAACAACUUGAAAUAAAUUCUCUUGAUCAAAACAAUCAUGACAAUGAUACUUUUACUAUAACUAAAAGUAAUAGCUUUGAACAGCAUAAUAAACCAUAUUUGUACAGUGGUGAUUCAAUUAGUCCAUCAGUGUCUAUUCGAUCUGGAUCAAACAUUAAAUAUGGUUUAUUAAAUCAAAUUCCCAUUAAUAAACAAGCAGUUUUUAAUUAUCAUGUUUACCCAAAAAAAUCCCACAUAAACCAAAUGUCUCUUUCGACACAUCCUAAAAUGAUUGAUCAUCCAGCUUUAUUAUAUCAAUAUCACAUGAUGCAUCCAACCAAUGAAAAACAAAACCAUCAAAAUGUACAAAUUGUGAGAUCUGUAUCACUACUACCCCAAGUUUUAAAACAUUAUCAACAGAAUCAAGCUUUACAUCCGGUUCAUCAAGAACUCCUUCCCAACAUACCAUCUAUUUCUUCUUCAAGACGAGUAAGAAAGCCGGAAGCCCAUUUUCCCAGUCAGACGGGAAUUUUCAGGCAAUCAAAAAUGGAAUACGGAUUUAAACCACCAAUUGUACCUUCUAUUCAAUAUGAUGAAGAAACAGCCACCAAAGUGGAAAAUUAAUAUUUUAU
Molecule: messenger RNA, 3377 nt
Organism: Chelonus insularis
Lineage: Eukaryota; Metazoa; Arthropoda; Insecta; Hymenoptera; Braconidae
Exons: 5
Coding region: 1-3369 (1122 amino acids)
Source: RefSeq, a predicted model, not a curated record